Messenger RNA from Trichophyton benhamiae CBS 112371, 405 nucleotides. RefSeq lists its product as uncharacterized. Lineage: Eukaryota; Fungi; Ascomycota; Eurotiomycetes; Onygenales; Arthrodermataceae. The coding region runs from base 1 to 405 and encodes 134 amino acids. The transcript has 4 exons. The record is from RefSeq and is a predicted model, not a curated record.
AUGUCUCGCAAGCUGUUCUUCUUCUUCUCCUCUCCCUCUUUUCCUGUUCUUCAUCUUCUGUCUCCAUCCAUAUCAAACUUCAUCAAGACGAUAGUAAAGACGGCGCAUCAUCUCAAGAAACUGCUGGCCCCUGGACGGUUCACAUCUACAUCAUCCACCCCAUCAACCAUGCCUCUAGUUGUGCCGAAUCUGUCAGAAGAUGACAAGGCUGCCUGGGCGGCCAAGCUGAUGGGCAAGAAGAUUACAGAGUCCGAGUCGAACGAGACUUGUUUUGCAAAGAAGGACCUUCCAGAGGGACACCGAGUUCUCAAGCCGGGUGACAUGUCUACAAUGGACUUCAAACCAGAGAGAAUGAACGUCUACGUCGACGAGAACGGAACCGUCAUGGACGUCAAGCAUGGCUGA